UCGCAGAGAGGUCGAGAAGAAGAAACUGCUUUCAGCGAGAAGACAGAACUCACAAUGAAGCUCGUUGCUGUUCUUUGCCUUGUUUUCUGUUUGGUUUGUAUCAUCGUAGGUAUGUGUGCUAUAGAAUAAUCGUAAUAAUAACAAAUUUAUUUAAGGAGGGUAACACACAACAGUAAUUCAACUGAUGAAUUAGUCGCCCUCGAUCCUAAAAGUACCGUCAUUAGAUUAUUCGAGUUUUAUAAAACUGGUCCAAAGGUCUAUAUGAAUAUAAGCUACAAACUAAAUAAAAUGAAAAAAGCCGCUUGAGUCAGGUUAAAUCGCAUCCAGACUGAGAAUCCCACUUAACCUUUUGUGUAGUCUAAAAAAAUGAUCGCUAACACCCAAAAUAGUUUUCCUUCUCCUUUCCCCUCUCUGGGUUUGUCGUAUUGGAAAAAAAUAUCACACGCUUUCGCAGAACAAUGAGAUAACAACCAAUUACAAUGAUCUUUUAAAAAACACGACACUAACUGGUUCCUUAUUUCCUAAAGAUUUUCAUCAAAUGAUUUUAAAAAUGAAGCCUAUGGGUGAGCUUCUAUUUUAUAAGUAAAUGAAAGAAACCAACCGCAAGGUGACUCAAACGUGCAUUUACUAUUUCCUAUUUGACUGUGACGAUAAUUUUACGCCCAUAAUUCCUUUGUUACCUUGGUUGUCAGUCGGCUGUUGUGAUAACUUUGGUACAGGUUUCACAGCGCCUGAUUGUCGGGCACCGGUCCUUAACCAUCAUAAUACUAUUGAAGCCAGAGUUUGAAAUAUUUCCUUUUGAAGUUUUAAGAGCAAUAAUUGUACUUUUAUGGUUUUUUUUCUUAUGCAUUUACCUGUAUUGACUAUCCGAUAGCAGUACUUGAUCUUAGUAUACACCACUAUAGUGAAUAGUGAUUUUCACGCGCGCUAAUUGGCUAGUUCGGAAGCGAACUGCAAGUACUAUUCACCUCCACUUCGGUGAAUAAUUGUACAAUAUUUUGAUUCAUCCUCUCCCAUUUCGUUCCAAGUAUCUCCUCUAAUACUGCCCAGAACUAUUUACUUAACUGUUAUCCUUUCACGCACGUUUUACGUACGGCAAAACUUACGCGACAUUAUAAACACCUUAAACGUAGUUCCAUACCAAAUUCCAGGUUUUUUUAAAAAGUUGUAUGCCAUUUGCAAUAAUCGAAAUCGCGAGAGUACGGAAAAAAGUUGAAAAGCCUUCAGCACCUACGCACGAGCGUGCGUUUCUUGCAAGUUCGUAAAUAAAACGUUUUCUUUUCGCACGUUUUCCGCAUGGAAAAGCUUUCUCCUCAAACCUCUGGUAAUCAUUGUGGAAUGUCUGAAGACCUUUUAACCCUUUAACUACCAUGAGUGACCAAGACAAAACUUCUCCUUACAAUUUUGAGAGCGAAAGGAGACAGCUCGCUCUCAAAAUGACGUCAAUGGUUAUAUAUAUAUAUAUAUAUAUAAUUUUUUAAAUUUACCAUUCACUGGUUUUUUUUUUUUUCAUCUAGGUGAAGAGAGUUCCAGCGAUGCACCUUUACGAGGUAUCAUGAACGCUACUUUUAGAGAGUUUUAGAUCCACGUUUGGUGUGAUUAUCGCAAACGUAAAACCUGUUAAAAAUUGUGGUUAGAAAAUAGAAGUUUUGAGACUUUCAGCUUUUUAGAUCGACGUCGGCUUUCGACUGAAAAAGUCAACAUGUUCGCUGCCAUCUUGAAUUACACGGAAAAUGGAGGUCCUUCAUAUCAAACACAAACUAUGGCUGAAAGAUUGGUUCCUAGCGUUCCAAACGGGUUGGUUGUAACAGGAGCCCAUUACUCGGAGCAUCCAUACCAGUUGUACCCUUGAGUCAAUCCUGUCCCGUAUCUUUUUAUUUUUAGAACUAAGAUACGUGGAGGGCUCUUUAAUUUCCCGCAAAACCACGCUGACGUUCGCACAACACCAUUGAAAAGAAAAAAAAAAUGGAAAUUUUCCGCCCUCUUCGCCAUUAUUAAAGGACUAUCGUGUGGCCUGCAUGUGUCAUAAACAAUAGAGGACCACGGCUCUCUUAUGAUUGGCUAUUAUGUAAACACCCGCGAAAAACCCCGUGGAAGGCGCCUCUCAAAAUAAAAAGAUACGGGACAGGGUUGACUCAGAGGGUAAGUAUGGAAGAUUGAAACUCCGGAUAAUGGGCUCCUGGUUAUGAAGAAAAGACUUCACCUCACAUAUAUUCUUAUAGGCCAUACGUGAGCACUAUCGAACAGGAAGACAAAAACCGUGUGAGCUCAAGUACCUGAAACUGCCUAGCCCGAAAAUAAAACGUGGACGGCAAACGGCAAACAUGACCGUUGGAGUCUGAUCACGUGACCCUAGACGUUUGCGGUCACACGUAUUCAGAAACAAACAUAGAUACUAAUGUUCGGGUGUCAAGGGUUAAUAGACUGCCGAGAUAUAUGCAAUCGUUCCUGUAUUUUCAUCCGCGAUCGUAACCAUCACAUUUAAACUGCAUGCCUUGUUGUUGGUUUUUUUUCUAUCCUUUUAGAAUGCAACGAUAGAGAAAAGGCCUUGAAAAAUUGCCCAGCUGGGAAGAAAUGUAUGGCUGUUAUUGGGAAGAGAAGAAGAAGUCGCCUUGUAUGUGUAACUGAGGGGAAGAGCGGCGAUCAGCCUGGGUAUACAAUUCCACGCGACGAGUCCCGUAAAUCAAAGGAAUAA
Molecule: messenger RNA, 2695 nt
Organism: Pocillopora meandrina
Lineage: Eukaryota; Metazoa; Cnidaria; Anthozoa; Scleractinia; Pocilloporidae
Source: the annotation of a GenBank genome assembly